Triticum turgidum subsp. durum (durum wheat) is the source of this 480-nucleotide messenger RNA. The record is from the annotation of a GenBank genome assembly. NCBI's taxonomy places the organism in Eukaryota, Viridiplantae, Streptophyta, Magnoliopsida, Poales, Poaceae.
AUGCCCAUAUCUUACCUGGCGUCACCCUAUCGAGCCAGAUUUCCCGAGUACGAUUUCCUCCACACCGUGUCGAUCCAGAACCAGCUUGUUGCUGAUUCGCUUAAGUAUGAUCUCACUUCAGUGGAGCUGUUUUACACACCUAUUCCACGGCUAGAGGGCUGGAUGGCUGUUUUCUUCAACAUGCUGACUAGGGUCAUCUGGGUGAUUGACCCACUGUACCACAACAAGUUAGCCUGCCCACCCACGGGGCAACGCGACGAGAUUAUAGCAUGGAAGCUGCAUGAUGCAUUGUUCACUUGUCUGAAUGAAUUCUACGCUGGAUGGCCAACUAGCAAGGAUAAUUGGACUCUCAAGUUCCCUUCCAUGACCGACUGCAUUUUCUCCUGUGCCGACACAGGCGGGUGUGUCCUCCAUGUGGCAAGGCACUUUGGUGCUCACAAGCUGAAAAUGCCACUCACCAAGGAUGCAGAUUGUGAAUAG